Pimephales promelas (fathead minnow) is the source of this 2324-nucleotide messenger RNA. RefSeq lists its product as uncharacterized. The record is from RefSeq and is a predicted model, not a curated record. Lineage: Eukaryota; Metazoa; Chordata; Actinopteri; Cypriniformes; Leuciscidae. Gene Ontology annotation, cellular component: membrane.
CGCAUCACUUUGAGUCUGUCUCCAUCCAUAGAAAUGCAGAGCACCAGCCUGAGCCUCCUCCUCACUGCGGUACUGCACGUAAGCCGUGUGUCUCACACCCUUACAAUUAACUGUUUCCCUUCAACCACGUCGCGGAUGGAAGCACUGAAUGCUGCACUUUAAGCCUUUAAAGAGAAAACGAACCACAAAGCAACGCGUUUUACUUGAGCUGCAGAGGUUCCUCCAUCUAAAUCAAGAGAUCUCAAAGUGUAUUUCUUGAUCUUAGCGUAGCCACAUCUCAAACUGUCUGACAUCAGCAUGGGCAUUGACAGUGAGGGUCCCACGCCCCCUGCAGGAAUUCUGACGCCAAAGCAGGUCAAGGCUUUUCAGAACGUGGAGCCGAAGGCACUGGGGUCCAUUCAGAUCAUUAUUGGUGUCUUGUGCUUGUGUCUGAGCGUCACCAUUCUUCAGCUCUAUGAAGAGGUCCACUUCUCUCCUGAUGUCAUCGUUGUGGUUGUGAUUGUUGCUCAGUUGCUCUUGUCUGGGUCCAUUUUAAUCCAUACUGGAAGGUUUCCAUCACUGUUUUGGGUGAAAGCCACCCUGGUUGCUCACCUGGUCAGCGCAGCGUUUUCCACUGCGGUUCUCGGGCUGCUGUCCCGUCACCUGCCUUACCGUCAGGACACUUACCACUGUGAGCACUGCAGGAGACUGGAGAUCUAUUCUGUGCAACAAAAUUGUUACAAGAGGUGCACUUAUACUGUCGAGGGAAAAUGUAAACUCUUGAUUGACGGCUUCUUGGCCACCUUGGUUCUGUUUCUUGUGGUGGAGUUGGUGAUCUGCAUUGUGACCAUUUUGUUUGGACUCAGCGCUCUUGCUAAAGCUGGCGUAAAGUUUCCUGGUUUUAGACAGCAUGCAGCUCCAUCUCAGCCUGAGGCGGCGGUCACCCCUAGCCAACCUCAGGUGCAGGUGUUUGUCUCAGAGGUGGAGCCGAUGCCAGAGCACGUCCUUGAACCUCAAACUGAGCCAAUAGAAGAAAUCCCCAGCCCUCCUACUGAACCUCAAGUGGCCCCCAUUGACUCCUUAGCAGACGUUUGACACUUCAUGCUCAUGUGAUCUGUAUGUAUAUUCUAGGGGCUUUGGUGAUCAGUGAGGUUUUAGCAGCAAGGUUUGUUUUUUUUAAUUUAAGUGGUUUCUGAAAUCGACAUGAGAGGUUCCAAUAUGUCAUUAUGCUACAAGGGAAGAAAUGAUGGCAUUUAUCUCUUGAACUCAAAUGCUCACAAGAAAAUGAAAAAUAGUAUAAUAUACACCCAAGCUGGGUUUGAUCUUUUAUUCUGAUAAAAGAAAACAAUGUUUUCUCCAAAUGUAGGGAUGAGUUCUCUGUAGAUAUGAUGUAUACUUUCUAAUGUAAAGUCAUUGGUGCUAGUACAAAAUCCAUUUCAGUGCAGGUCAGGAUGUGGAGAUGGAGAUCAUGUUCUCAUCUUGAUCAAACGGAGAGAGAUAGAAUAGAGAUAGGCCCUUUUCUCAGCUCAGCUAACAAAAUGUGUCCUAGAAAUGUUUUGCUAACGUUCCCAUUAAGUUAUUUCUGAAUGUUCUUGUUCAAAACAAAUAAUUUUUUUUUAAAUAAAUGUAUUGGUUAGAGAAAUAUCACUGCAUAUAUUAUAUAUAAAAUAUAUUAUGUAUUUUAUAUAUUCUAUGCACCAGCAAUCUGAGAUUAUUGCAUCUUAUUUUGAUAUUUUCAGUACAAAAAGAACCUUAUGGCAGUAUGCAAUUAAAAAGUAGUAAGUAGGCUACUAAAUUAUGUAGCCUAUAAAAAUGAAAAAAAUAUUCUUGAUAUUGUUAUUAAAGACUAUAGAUAACUUUGUUACUGGAAGAACAUUUGAUCAUAACUUUGAGAGAACGUUAGCCAAAGUUCUGAGAACAGUCUGUGUUAGCUGGUUGUUUGAUUGCUAUUAUUGUUUCAAAAGGCUUAAUAGUAAAGCUAAUAAUUGUUGUAAGCUACUCACUACCCAAACCCACAGAAUGUCAAUUUUAUAAUCUCACUAGUAUCUCAAUUCCUCUUAUGAAAUUAGAUGUUAUUAUGAUCCGAAAUACGGUUUAUUACAGAUCUGACAAACCAAAGUUACUUUCAUACCUCUUUUACACAACAUCUGUAUAGUUUCUGGUCUGUUCACUCUGUCACAUUUUGUUUAAUUGUGAUCUUGAGCAUGCUGCUAUUACUUCAGUUUCCACUAGAUGGGGAUCAAAGAAUUUGGUCAAUGUAAAAGGACAUUGUAAUAACACAUUCUCAUUGUGUUUGUAUUUUAGGUGCUGAAUGGUCUUAUUAAACCACUUUUUUGCACCAACAA